GAUCCUUUCCGAAAAGGUGAUUGGGGAGGAGGGACUUUAUUUUGAAGAACUCAUGUAAAACUGGGGGGUGGCGAAGCAACGCUGGAACUGUGACAUCAUCCUGCAAACAGGGGCCAGGAGAAACAACCAGUCGCCGUUUGUGCAAGUCUGUUUUUCAUUUACAGUUGGGGUCAGUCAGUGAGGAGGCCUUGAGUGUUAGUUAUACUGGAGACAAUCCAGCUUUGCGCUGCAUCUUCCACCAAAGGCAGCUCAGUUCUCCACUUCUCCAGCUCAACUGCAAGAACUGCUAGAGGAUUUUCGUAGAAAUACCACUCAAAUCCCAACUUCCUCCCCUUCGUUGUGGAGAAAAGCACUGGGGGGGGGGGAUACAGGAAACUUUAACAAAAUGAAGAGAUGAGUUUAAUGAGCAAAUGAUACGCAAGAUCCUGGAAUUCCUAACUUUAGAUAUACUCAGGGAUCUAAAAACUGGUGCUUUGAAAAACUAGCCAGCUCACCAAACAAACAAAAUGAGGAAACAUCGACAUUUGCCCUUAGCAGCAAUCUUUUGUCUUUUACUCUCAGGCUAUUAUAUUGCUGAUGCCCAGCAGCAGGAAGUUGAUGUCAAAAUCGGUGGUGGUGCUGCUGAUGUAAUAUUUCUAGUGGAUUCUUCUUGGAGCAUUGGAAAGGAGCAUUUCCAACUUGUUCGGCAGUUUCUGUAUGAUGUUGUAAAACAAUUAGAUGUGGGUGGAAAUGAUUUUCGGUUUGGUCUGAUCCAGUUCAACGGAAACCCGCAUACAGAAUUCCAGUUAAACACGUAUCAUACUAUACCAGAUGUUCUCUCCCAUAUUUCACACAUGCCUUAUAUGGGGGGAGGAACCAGGACUGGACAAGGAUUAGAGUUUCUAAUUCGGAACCAUCUAUCUAAAGCUGCUGGAAGCAGAGUGAGUGAUGGCACUCCUCAGGUUAUUAUAGUGUUAACGGAUGGACGAUCCCAAGAUGACGUGGCUCUGCCGUCAUGUGUUCUUAAAUCUGCUGAUAUAAAGAUGUUUGCCAUUGGAGUGCAGGAUGCAGUGGAAGGGGAGUUAAAGGAAAUAGCAAGUGAACCCAUUGAUACGCACUUGUUCAACCUAGAGAAUUUUACUGCUCUCCACGGCAUUGUAGGCGACUUAGUUGCAAGUAUUCGCUCAUCUGUAACUCCAGAAAUGGCUGGAGCAAAAAGAGUGAUUAAAGACAUCACAGCGCAAGAAUCUGCUGACAUUAUUUUCCUUAUUGACGGAUCAAACAACAUCGGCGCUGUCACUUUCGCAGGCAUUCGUGAUUUCCUUGCAAAUUUUAUUGAAAGACUCUCAGUUGGAGCUGAGCACAUACGCAUUGGGGUGGUGACGUAUAGUGAUCGACCCAGAACUGUAUUCUUCUUGAACAGCUACACCCAAAAAGCCGAUGUUCUAGAUGCAGUGAAGGCCCUUAGUCUCCUUGGUGGAGAGGAAGCUAAUAUUGGGGAAGCUCUUGAGCAUGUUGUGCAAAACCACUUCACCAAAUCAGGAGGCAGCAGGAUAGAGGAAGGCGUGCCACAGGUUUUAGUGCUGAUAAGUGGCAGUGAGUCUAGUGAUGACAUUAGAGAAGGGGUUUUAGCCGUGAAGAAAGCUAGUAUAUUCUCAUUUAGCAUUGGGGUUCCCAAUGCUGACAAUGCAGAGCUUCAGCAAAUUGCUACUGAUGGAAGCUUCGUAUUUACUGCCCUGGACACACGUAACCUUGGCGAACUUCAAGACCUCUUACUGCCAAACAUUGUUGGAGUGGCCCAAAGGCUAAUUUUGUUAGAUGCCCCAACCAUUCUUACUGAAGUUGUUGAAGUCAAUAAGAAGGACGUAGUAUUCCUGAUAGAUGGCUCAACAGCCUUGGGAACUGCCCCUUUUAAUGCAAUUCGUGAUUUCAUUGCCAAAAUCAUCAACAAACUGGAAAUUGGACCAGGCCUCAUUCAAGUUGCAGUGGCACAAUAUGCAGAUACUGUAAGACCUGAGUUUCAUUUCAAUACUUUCCAGUCCAAAAGAGAUAUCCUUGCAAAUGUCAGAAAAAUGAAGCCAGUUGGUGGUGCUGCUCUCAACACAGGCUCUGCACUGAGGUAUGUUAAAGAUAACUUCUUCACCAGUGCUGUUGGAUACAGGAUUGAUGAAGGCAUACUGCCAAUGCUGGUCCUUAUUACUGGUGGUAAGUCAAGAGAUGAUGUUGCCCAACCAGCACAAGAAGUGAAAAGAAGCGGUAUAUUAGUCCUUGCUGUUGGAUCCCAAAACGCAGAUGGUGCUGAACUAGAACAAAUCGCCUACGAACCAAACUUGGUAUUCAGUCCUUCGGAGUUCCGCACAGUUGUACUGCAAAAAAUUCUUCCUGAUGUUUUGACACCUAUAAGAACACUCUCUGGAACUCUUGUGGAAAUACCACAAGAAGUUCUGGUAAACAAAAGAGAUAUCAUCUUUCUUUUGGAUGGAUCAGCCAACGUUGGAAAUGCCAACUUCCCGUAUGUCCGUGACUUUGUUUUGAGCCUAGUUAACUCCCUUGAUGUUGGAAUUGAUGAUAUACGAAUCGGCUUAGUGCAAUUUAGUGAGAAUCCAAAAACGGAAUUCUUUUUAAACACUUUCCUAACCAAGUCAGACGUACUUGAUCGUCUAAGGCAGUUGAGACUCCAAGGGGGAUCAGUACUGAAUACUGGCUCUGCACUAGACUUUGUUCUUACAAAUCACUUCACUGAAGCCGGUGGGAGUAGGAUAGAUGAAAACAUUCCUCAGGUGCUAGUCUACUUUGCAGCAGGGCAGUCUGUCGACUCAUUCGAGCAGGCUGCCAAUGCAUUAGCUCGUGCAGGAGUGCUGACCUUCUGCGUCGGUGUUAGAAAUGCCGAUCUGGCACAACUUCAGCAGAUUGCAUUUAAUCCACAAAUUGUAUAUUUUAAGGAUGAAUUCAGUUCUCUGGCAUCUUUACCACAGGAAUUGAUUAGGCCACUAACAACGUAUGUUAGUGGAGAUGUUGAAGAAGUGAUAAUCCCAUCAGCAGGAAACAAGAUUGAUAUUUUAUUCUUGAUUGAUGGCUCAUCAAAUGUUGCGGGUCAGUUUCCCAUUGUUCGGGAUUUUUUGCACCGAAUUAUUUCUGACCUGAAUGUUGGUCCUGAUGCCAUACGUGUAGCUGUGGCUCAGUUUAGUGACAACGUGCAAGUCGAGUUCAAUUUUCAUGACAUCCCAUCCAAGCAAGAUAUCCUUCAGAAGGUGAAGAGAAUGAAGAUAAAAACAGGGAGGCAACUGAACAUCGGCGCUGCAUUAGACUAUGCCAUGAAGGAAAUCUUUGUGAGGCAAGCUGGGAGCAGGGUUGAGGAAGGAGUGCCACAACUCCUUAUGUUCCUUGCUGCUGGGAAAUCAAGUGAUAGUGUGGAUGAAACUGCUGAUGCUCUGAAACAAGCUGGAAUUGUUACGUUCAUUAUCAAAUCCAGGACCGCAGAUCUUGUCGAAUUAGAAAGGAUAGUUUAUGACCCUCAGUUCAUUCUAACUGCCGACCCCCUUUCUAGAAUUGGAGACCUACAACCUCAAUUAGUCAAUCUAUUGAAAACCAUUGAAUUUAAGGAUACAGUUGAAGUUCAGAAGAAGGAUGUUGUGUUUCUGAUAGAUGGUUCCGAUGGCAUCAGAAGUAGUUUCCCAGAGCUGAAGUCCUUUGUACAAGGAGUGGUUGAUAGUUUGGAUGUUGGUCCUGACAGAGUCCGGGUUGCUGUGGCCCAAUACAGUAAUACUGUAAAACUGGAGUUUCUUCUGAACCGUUACUCAGAUAAGACAGAUGUGACCAGAGCCAUCCAGAGAUUGUCUGCUGUGGGAGGCUCUUCACUUAAUACAGGGGCUGCCCUUAACUACCUUAUUAGCAAUGUAUUCACAAGCCAGGCUGGAAGCAGGGUGUCUGAAGGUGUCCCACAGUUCUUGAUCCUGCUUACAGCUGAAAAGUCAAGCGAUGAUGUCAGAAGGCCUGCUAUGGAUCUGAAGACGAAGGGUGCUGUGCCUUUUGGCAUUGGAAUUAGAAAUGCAGAUAUCACUGAGCUGCAGACAAUUUCUUUUGUUCCUGAAUUUGCUGUCCUUGUUCCUGGUGUCACUCAGCUGAGCACCUUACAGCAGCUCAUUUCAGAAAGAGUGUCUCGACUGACCAGGGCAGAAAUAGAAGCUUUGGCCCCAGAGUUGAUUUUUCCACUCCCUAGCCCAGGAGAAAUAAAGAGAGACGUCGUAUUCCUUAUUGAUGGCUCCCAGUUUGCAGCUUCUGAAUUCACUUCUGUUCGUGAGUUUAUUGAGAGGCUUGUAAGCAAUAUGAAUGUGGGUUCUGAUCAUACGCGGGUAGCUGUGAUUCAGUUCAGUGAAGAUCCCAGGGUUGAAUUUCUGCUGAAUGCACAUUCUACCCAGGAUGAGGUACAAGCUGCAGUAAGAAGGCUAAGACCCAAGGGAGGGAGGCAAGUGAACCUUGGAUCUGCCCUAGAAUAUGUGUCGAAGAAUAUAUUUACAAGGCCCUCAGGGAGUCGCAUAGAAGAGGGUGCACCUCAGUUUUUAAUCCUUAUCGUUUCCCGCCAAUCUGAUGACGACACAGAUGAUCCUGUACUCCAAGUUAAACAAGUUGGCGUGGCACCAUUUACUAUUGGAAAGAAUGUGGAUCCUGAGGAAAUGGUUAAAAUAGCUCUUGGUCCUGAGUACGUGUUCCAAGUAUCAACCUACCAAGAUCUACUUAAUUUGGAGCAGAAAUUGCUAACCCCUAUUAAAACAUUAACUACACAGCAAAUACAAAGACUCAUUGGUGAUACAAGUCGUCCUGCCGAUACUGACAGUGAAGCAAAGGACAUUGUUUUUGUCAUCGAUAGCUCUACCAAUGUCAGGCCAAAUGACAUUGUUCACAUUCGAGAUUUCAUCUUGCGGAUUGUCGAAAAGUUAGAUGUUAGACCAAGAAAAGUGAGAAUUGGUGUUGUCCAGUUCAGCAAUGAUGUGUUCCCUGAGUUCUCCUUAAAUACUUACCGAACCCAAAAAGACGUCCUACAAGCCAUACGCCGCUUGCGGCAUAGAGGAGGUUCUCCUCUGAAUGUUGGGAAAGCUUUGGACUUUGUUCUGAAGAACCACUUUGUUAAAUCUGCAGGAAGCAGACGAGAAGAUGGAAUCCCACAGCAUUUAGUUCUUUUGCUGGGGGGGAGAUCCCAGGAUGAUGUCAGAAGACCUUCUGUUGUGCUGCAGUCUUCUGGGAUUAAAAGCCUGGGUGUAGGAUCACGGAAUGUAGGCAGUCAAGAACUGCAAAGAAUUACCAAUGAUCCCAGAACUGUAUUUGUCGUGAGGGAGUUUGCUGACCUCCCAACGAUAGACAGAAGGUUUUUUGCAUCAUUUGACGCACCUCAAGAACCAACACUGACACCACCUGAUGUUGUUACCAUUGGUGGUAAAAAACAAGCAGACAUUGUCUUUUUGCUCGAUGGCUCCAUCAACUUUGGGAAAGACAAUUUCGAAGAAGUAACUAGCUUUGUAUAUGGCAUUGUUGAUGCUAUUUAUGAAGAAGGUGAUUCCAUUAGAGCUGCUGUAGUGCAGUACAACUCAGAUGUGAGUGAUGAAUUCUUUUUGAAGGAUUUCUCUGACAAAGAACGGAUCUUAGAUGCGGUUAAGAAAGUAGUGUACAAAGGAGGCAGAGUGGCCAAUACUGGAGCAGCCGUCAAGCACAUCCACGCGAAACACUUUGUAAAGGAAGCUGGCAGCAGGGCAGAUCAAAAAGUCCCUCAGAUUGCUUUUAUUAUAACAGGAGGCAAGCCGGAGGAUGAUGGGCAGGCAGCUUCCUUAGCGCUGGCACAGUCAGGUGUCAAAGUGUUUGCAGUUGGAGUGAAAAACAUUGACCUUGGUGAAGUUUCCAAACUCUCCAGUGACAGCACCACAGCUUUUAGGGCUGCAACGGCCCAGGAACUCUCUGAGUUGAAUGAGGCAGUGUUGGUUACGUUGAAUGAUGUCAUGAAAGAGCAGUUGUGCCAAGGAGUGGGAGAAGUCUCAAAAGAUUGCAAUCUGGAUGUUAUACUUGGAUUUGAUGUCUCAGAUGUUGGACCAGGGCAAAAUAUAUUUAAUGUGCAGAGAGUGCUGGAAUCAAAGGUCGAAGACAUUCUGAACAGGAUUACUCAAAUGCAGAAAAUUAGCUGCACUGCCAACCAGGCCCCUACUAUACGUGUGGCUCUUCUGGCACAGACUCCCUCUGGAGUCGUGGAAGCAUUUGACUUUUCUGAGUAUCAGCCAGAGUUGUUUGAAAAGUUUCAAGCCUUGCGCAGUGGUGGUCCAUAUAUCUUAACUGCAGAGACCCUCAAAUCUUACCAGAAUAAAUUCAGAACAUCUCCUGCUGGAAGUGUAAAGGUGGUGAUACACUUAACUGAUGGCAUUGAUGGUGCUAGGGGUCAGCUAGCAGCUUCAUCUGCUGAUCUAAAGAGAGAAGGUGUCAAGGCCCUCAUUUUAGUUGGGUUGGACCGAGUAGCAAAUUUUGAAGAAGUGAUGAAGCUGGAAUUUGGGCGUGGUUUUACUUACAAUCGACCUCUUCGAGUGAAUCUGCUGGAUUUAGAUUUUGAAUUGGCAGAGCAACUGGACAAUAUUGCAGAAAAGGCAUGCUGUGGAGUCCCAUGCAAAUGUUCAGGACAGCGGGGAGACAGAGGAUUGCUAGGCUCAAUUGGACCAAAGGGAGUUCCAGGGGAAAAUGGCUACAGAGGCUAUCCAGGAGAUGAAGGUGGACCGGGUGACCGUGGGCCACCGGGUAUAAAUGGAACUCAGGGAUUCCAAGGUUGUCCUGGUGAAAGAGGAACUAAGGGAAACCGUGGAUUUCCAGGGGAAAAGGGUGAAGUGGGAGAGAUUGGCCUUGAUGGAAUAGAUGGGGAAGAAGGAGACAGAGGCCUUCCAGGUUCUUCAGGGGAGAGGGGAAGCCUUGGUAGACGGGGUGGCAAAGGAGUCAAAGGAGAAAGAGGAGAGCGAGGUGACUAUGGACUGCGAGGAGAUCCGGGUACAUCAGGAACUGAUGUCACUCAGAGAGGACCAAGAGGCCAAAAGGGUGAACUUGGACCAGUGGGAGAACCUGGAGUAGAUGGGCCAGCAGGUGCUCCAGGGGGACCUGGAAGGAAUGGAGGAUUGGGCAGAAGAGGACCUCCAGGGGUCAAAGGCAACAGAGGUUCAGCAGGUCCACCAGGAUCUGUGGGAGAACUGGGCACAAGAGGGCCACAGGGACCACCCGGCCCCACUGGAACUCCUGGUAUUCGAGGAGAGCAAGGCAUCCCUGGCCCAAGAGGUGGUGGAGGCCCACCUGGAGCUGCAGGGGAGCGUGGCAGGCUUGGUCCUCCUGGUAAAAAGGGUGAACCUGGUGAUCCAGGUCCAAAGGGGCCCAAUGGUCCUCCUGGUCCUCGAGGAGAGACGGGAGAAGAUGGGCGUGAUGGAGUUGGCCAGCCAGGAGCUAAAGGCAGAAGGGGAGAGUCCGGUUUCCCAGGAUAUCCAGGACCAAGGGGUACGCCUGGAGAUCGUGGUGCUGGUGGAGACCCUGGCCCCAAAGGAAGCAGAGGUCACAGGGGAGGCGCAGGAGAGCCUGGCACACGAGGUCAGAAAGGAGAGAGAGGAUAUCCAGGAUCAGAUGGACUUAAGGGUAACAAAGGUGAAGCAAGAGAUCAAUGUACACUUGUACGCAACAUCAAAGAUAAAUGCCCCUGCUGCUAUGGUCCAACGGAAUGUCCAGUUUACCCAACUGAACUGGCAUUUGCUAUAGAUACUGCUGCUGGUGGAAGUGCAGAUGCUUUCAACAGAAUGAAGCAAGCAGUGUUGACGAUUGUUGACAAUCUCACAAUAGCUGAAAGCAAUUGUCCAAGGGGAGCCCGGGUUGCAUUAGUUACAUAUAACAGCGAAGUCACCACUGAAAUCCGUUUUGCUGACUCCCGAAGGAAAGGAAAUCUUGUGAAACAGAUUCAGGACCUCCAAAUUCCACAGACAUCAAAACAACGAAGCUUAGAAACAGCAAUGUCCUUUGUGGCCAGGAAUACCUUCAAACGUGCACGUAGUGGGUUCCUCAUGAGGAAGGUGGCUGUUUUCUUCAGCAAUGGACCAACCAGAGCAUCUCCACAACUUAAUGACGCUGUACUGAAACUUUACGAUGCUGGAGUUGUGCCUGUGUUCCUUACAUCCAGAGAGGACAGGGCCCUCAUAAAUGCACUGCAGAUCAACAAUACUGUAGGUGGGCAGGCCAUCACAUUUUCUGGCAAUGCUGCUCAACUGAACCAAACUAUUAGGAGAGUACUAUUGUGCCAUGUUUGCUUAGAUGUAUGCGAUCCUGAUUCUAGCUGUGGUCCCCAAAGGCCUGCUUUUGCCAGAGACAGACGGGCUGCUCCUACAGAUGUUGACAUUGAUCUAGCAUUCAUCCUAGAUAGCUCUGAAAGCACCACUCACCUGCAAUUCAGAGAGAUGAAGAACUACAUUUCAUACAUAGUCAGCCAACUGGAAACCAGCUCUGAUCCCAAGGCAUCCCUGCACCAUGCCAGGGUAGCUGUGAUCCAACAUGCUCCCUAUGAGUUUGAAUCAAACUCAAGUACACUGCCUGUCAAAGUUGAGUUGUCACUGACGGAUUAUGGAUCCAAAGACAAACUGAUGGAUUUUAUUAGCAACCAAAUGGCACAGCUUUAUGGCACGCUGGCUUUGUCAAGUGCAAUAAAAUAUACAACGAAACACAUUUUUGAGAGUGCACCAAAUCCUAGAGAUCUCAAAGUCAUUGUCUUGAUGAUGACUGGAGAGAUUAAAAAUGAAGAAGUUGAACACCUUCAGAGAGUUAUUGUAGAAGCUAAAUGUAAAGGAUACUUUUUUGUUAUCGUUGGCAUUGGCAGGAAAAUUAGCAUCAAGAGUAUCUACAGCUUGGCAAGUGAGCCCAACGAUGUCUUCUUCAAAUAUGUUGAUAAGCCAUCUGAGCUCCAUGAAGAGCCCUUGCUACGCUUUGGAAAUCUCUUGCCAUCUUUUAUUAGCAGUGAAAAUGCCUUUUACCUAUCUCCAGAAGUCAGGAAACAAUGUGAUUGGUUCCAGGGUGAUCAGCCAGUCAAAAGAUUUGGUCAGAAACAUUUAAACAUUCCAAAUAAUGUUACCUCCACACCAACGACUACAAAAGACAAACUGGAAGUGGUUAAGCAUACAGGUGAAAUCCAAAUAACCAACAUCACAGAAAACAGUGCUAAACUACACUGGGUGAACCCUGAGCCUCAACGUGGUUACAUUUAUGACAUCAGAAUCACCUCAGCACAUGACCACUCUUUAGUCUUGAAGCUCAACUUAACUGGUACUGAACGGGUCAUUGGAGGCCUUGGGAGUGGGCAAAAAUACCAUGUGUUUGUGACAGGCUACCACAAUGCAGAGGCCAAAGUAACCUACAGAGGAAUGUUUAGCACAAAGAGCAUGCCCUUGCCGAACCUACCUUCAGCAGCUGUAGCCAAUCUGAUGGUGAACGCUGAGCCAUUGGAAGGACCUGAAGCAGAUCCUUGCUUGCUGGACCUUGACAUGGGCACGCAGUGCAAGGAGUAUCAGGUUAAAUGGUUCUUUGACUACAAAAACAAGAUCUGCACCCAGGUUUGGUAUGGUGGGUGUGGCGGUAACGCCAAUAGAUUUGAGACAGAAGCUGACUGCAUUAGCAGAUGCUUGAAGCCAUCAGAUGAAAGAGUCAUGCAGCUGCCUGUCCUUGAGAAAAGUCUCUUAUCAGGACAGAAAGUGCACAAGAAGAAGUUACCCAGGAGGAAAUUACCCAGAAGGAAAUUGGAAAGCAGAGCAAAAAAGAUAGCAAGAGCAGCCACAGAUAUCUGUAACUUGAAAAAAGAAUACGGCACCUGCAGGGAAUUUGUCCUACAAUGGUAUUUUGACCAAAAGACAAAUAGUUGUGGUAGAUUCUGGUAUGGUGGCUGUGGUGGAAAUCAAAACAGAUUUAAGACACAGAGAGACUGUGAAAAAGUCUGCAUUUCAGCUCACGUCAAGUCUGGUGUUGUGACAACAAUAGGAACUUAAAUCACAGCAAAACAUCAACACAUACCUCUAAGAGAACUAGGAGUCAGCCAUUGCCAACAUACCCCUUGUAGAAGCUAAGGGUAUAGACUACCUUGCACUGUGUUAUUUCUGCUUUACGUUCCAAGCAAACCGUCAAGAAAGUGUUUUGCUGCAUGACUUUAUCAAUAUGGUGCUAAACUGUUUGUGAACUGAAUGCUAAAUGUGUCUGGGGUAUACUCUAUAUUUUCAACAUUAUGUAAUAUUUACCUACCACGGAUCUUACUUGUUUGAACAAAUGACAGUUUCCUUUGGAUUCCGGCAUCAUGCCUGUUUUGGGCAAGGUAAAGACCAGAAAACAAUGCGGAAAAAAAUCACUGCAACUGUUAUGUACUUGCUUCUGUCGUUUCCAUAACUGAGCAUAACGUUAGAUGGAAAGCCUUGUAUGAAAGGAGUAGUCCGUUCUGAAACACAAGCAGUCCAACUUUUCACACUGUUUUUAUUCUUGCUGGAUUAUACUCAUUCUCUUUUAGGCAUAUGUGAUCAAACCAUUAAAAAUGCGAAUUUCUUAGUACAGAUGCACUGCUGGGACCAACGACUGAGUUAAAGAAUUUUAAAAACAUGGUGUAGAAUGUUUUUGGCAAUCCUCUAAUGUUGUGUGUUUUAUUAAAACAAAAAAAUAUUUUUUUGGCAGGGGUGGAAUUCUAUUUUUGUUGUGAUUUUGUUUUUAGGAAAUCUAUACAAAAGAACUUUUAAAUAAAGUUUAAUUGUGGUUUUGAGAA
Molecule: messenger RNA, 10762 nt
Organism: Rhineura floridana
Lineage: Eukaryota; Metazoa; Chordata; Lepidosauria; Squamata; Rhineuridae
Gene: COL6A3
Product: collagen type VI alpha 3 chain
Exons: 47
Coding region: 507-10004 (3165 amino acids)
Molecular function (GO): protein binding; serine-type endopeptidase inhibitor activity
Source: RefSeq, a predicted model, not a curated record